UUGUCAAAUUAAUGACAGAAAACUAUCAAAGUUAAAAUCACUAUAAAUUCGUGUUACUGUAAUUAGAGUUAUCUUAAUAAACUUUAAUAUUACCAUUAUUAGAAGUUAUAAUUUAAAUUUAAAUAAUGUCUUUUAAUUAUGACGAACUCAGUCACACUGAAAUAUUCGAUUUGCUUAGACAAUGGCGUGAAAACAACGAAAGACGAAGCGAGGACGUAUUAUAUUUUUCCGAAGUUAUUGUUGAGGAUCCACUUCACAAGUUGGGUAGUGAGAAAUAUGUUGUAAUGGAACAAGUCAUCUAUGCAGCUUUGGACUGCCACUACUACACUAUAGCUAAAUUAUGGAUAAUGAUGCUAUCGGAGGAGUUUCCAGGCAGCUUGCGAGUUUUAAGAUAUAAAGCAGCUUGCUUGGAAGCUGAAGAGAAGUAUGAAGAAGCAAUGGAAGUUUUAGAUAGUAUUAUAAAGGCAGAUGAAACAAAUUCAGCAGCUCGCAAACGACGUGUGGCUAUAUUGAAAGCUCAAGGUCUCAUCCAGGAGGCUAUUAAGGAACUGGUUGAUUAUUUAAAAAAGUUUAUGUCAGAUAUGGAGGCAUGGCAAGAGCUCUCUGAGUUGUACUUGCAAGUUCAAGAGUACUCCAAAGCAGCCUUUUGUGCCGAAGAAUUGAUACUACAUCAACCACAUAAUCACUUGAUGCAUCAACGCCUUGCUGAUAUACGUUACACUAUGGGUGGUGUAGACAACCUGGAACUGGCCAAAUCAUAUUACUGUCAAGCACUUAAACUGAACCCUGAUAACAUGAGAGCACUGCUUGGAUUAUUCUUGGUGACCAAUACCCUUCUGAGCCACUACAAGUCAUCGGGCAGCGCGAAACGCAAGGAAGCAUUCAAGCUCUCCCAGUGGGCUCAAUCGGAAGCUACAAAGAUACAGCGCAAAGCACAGCCGCCGCCCACUAUACCAGCCUUGACCAAUAUGAUGCUGUCACUAGCUGUGACUGAUUAAAAUGUAUUAGACAAUAUAUACUUAUAUAAAAAUAAUUAAGGUAUUUAGUGUUUAUAUACUUGUAGCAUUUGUAUAGUUAACGGUUUGGAUUUUUCUUUCACAUUUUAUGUUACUGAUGGCAGAAAGAGAGAAUGUUUAUUUAUU
Molecule: messenger RNA, 1142 nt
Organism: Vanessa tameamea
Lineage: Eukaryota; Metazoa; Arthropoda; Insecta; Lepidoptera; Nymphalidae
Product: ER membrane protein complex subunit 2-A-like
Exons: 7
Coding region: 126-998 (290 amino acids)
Biological process (GO): protein folding in endoplasmic reticulum
Cellular component (GO): EMC complex
Molecular function (GO): protein binding
Source: RefSeq, a predicted model, not a curated record